GCUCCUGCCCAUUUACGAGCAGGCGGGGAGGACUACAAUUCCCAGCAGCGCUGCGAGCCUCGCCUGCCUCCGCCUCCCCAGCUGGCUUGAAGGCUGUUAUUGUUGUUGCUAAAAGCCGCCAAGAUGGAAGAAGUGCAGUCCCAACCCGGCGUGGCUUUCCUGAAUGUGACCUCGAGCUACGUGCCCCACACCAAGGUGGAAUGUCACUACAGCCUGCCACCUGGCAUGAAGCCGUCCGCCAGAGACUGGAUUGGAAUAUUUAAGGUGGAGUCCUCUUCAGUGCGUGAUUAUUAUACCUUUGUGUGGUGCACAGUUCCAGAUGGAGGAGCUUCUGCAGGAGCCCUGCUUCACUGUAACGUUCAGUUCCAAGCCAGCUACCUGCCCAAGCCAGGCCCCCAGCAGUACCAGUUCCGCUAUGUGGAUCGCCGUGGGGAGGUGCGUGGUCAAAGCUCCCCUUUCCAGUUCAGCGAGCCGCGGCCCAUGGAUGAGCUCGUCACUCUGGAGGAGGCGAGCGAUGACGGCGGGGGCACCGACAUGUUGCUGGUGGUUCCCAAGGCCGCCCUGCUAGAGACGCAGUUGGAAGAGAGCCGGCAGGAGCAAGGAGCCCUGCUGCAGGAGUCGUGCCGCCUGAAGGAUGAGGUUCAAGAGCUGAGAAGCCGUGUGGCGGAGCUGGAAGCAGUCCUGGGCACGCUUCGUGAUGAACACACCAAGCUGGCUGCGCAGUACAAGGAAUUAUCGAAUUCUUUUGCGGAAGUAUCCGAGCAGAGAGAUACACUAAGCCUCCAAGAAGCUGAGCAUGUGGCCCGAAUCCGAGAGCUGGAGGGUGACAUCCAGGCCAUGGGUGAGAAGAUGCUGCAAAGAGAGACGGAGCUAGACAGAAUGAAAGAUACUGUCAAGUCUCUGCUGCGUGAACAGGAGCAGAUUCACAACCAGCUCAAAGAGGAGAAUGCGGAGAAGGAGCAGUACCAGGUAAAGCUGCAGGCCUCAGAAGAGGAGAGUCGCAGCCUGGCCUCUGAUCUGCAGGAAGCGAAGACCCUCCAUGGGGAGAAGGUCUCACAGACUCUGGGGCUGCAGGAGGACAUCAGCAAAUUGCAGCAGAAGCUGACGGCUGCUAAUCGCCGCACCGUGCAGAUGGAGUCUGUGUGUGAACAGCUGCGCUCCACGCAGGACCUUCUGGCUGCCAGCCAGCAGAAAGUGGCUCUCUUGGGGGAAGAGUUGGCCAGCGUCGCCUCCAUCCGGGACCGCACCAUCUCCGAUCUGCACAAGAGCCGCCUGGAGGCAGCCGAGAUCAACAUCAAGCUUGCUGACAUGACUCUCAAGUGGAAAGAGGGCAAAGGCCAGUGGUGGAAGGAGAAGGCCACACUGCUGCAGAACAUGGAGGCAGAGAAAGACAAGAUCCUGAAGCUGAGCGCCGAAGUGCUGCGCUUGGAGAAGAGCCUGCAAGAAGAGCGGGCACAGCGCCAAGUGUUGCGUUUGGAGUUGGCACAGGAACGUGACUCCAGUCUGGUGCAAGUCUCUGAGAGCCGCCGGGAGCUACGGGAGCUACGAGCUGCACUGCAGGUUGCCCAGAAGGAGAAAGAGCAGCUCCAGGCCGAGAAGCAGGAGCUGCUGGUAUACAUACGGCGCCUUGAAGAGCGUCUGGAGAAAGUGGCCGACGAGAAAUGGAGUGAAUCUAUUAUCUGCGAUGAAGAGGAAGCAGCACCAGAGACUCCUGGCUCCCUGGACUCGCCGCUGUCCGACUCUGAGGAUGAGUGUCCCGAGGACAUGCGCCUGCCUGCGCAGCUCGGGUCCUACAGUUUGUGUGACAACCGGGCAGCUACUACCACUCCGCCUUGUGCCCGGGGACCCGCUCACACCGUGGUGAUCAGCCAGCCGGCACCCAUUGCCAAUCAGAUCAAGCAGCCACCCGAGGAUUCCAGUUCCGACUCGGAGGCUGAGGACGAGAAGGCGGUGCUGAUGGCUGCUGCCCAGAGCGGUGGCGAAGAAACCAACCUGCUCCUUCCUGAGCUGGGCAGCGGCUUCUAUGAAGUGGCCAGUGGCCUGACAGGGCGUCAAAUGUCGGAGCCGGGGGCUUGCGGCAUGGGGGUCUCUCCCUUAGACCUGCCCUCGCCGGCCCAUUGGAAGGAGUGCCCCAUCUGCCACGAGCGCUUCCCACCCGAGAGCGACAAGGAAACGUUGGAUACACAUGUUGACGGGCACUUCUUUUUCAGCACCCAUGACCCCUUCACCUUUGAGUAACCGUUUCUCCCCUCCCCCAAACCCCCUUCCUCCCAACCACCCCCAUGCCCCUUCUGUUUUCCCCUCUCUCUCUUCCAUGGGAUCCAGGCUGGGUAUAUCUUCCCUUCCUUCUCCCUUCGAUAGUGAGAUUGCUACGAGGAAGGGUGGCUUCAGCUGCUAGGUGGUAGCAAGGGGGUACCACUUUCCUGGGACGCCCUCUCCAUGGUCAGAGUUGACUUGCAUUAGGAGGAGCAAAGUUAGUUAUGUACACACACACACACACUAAGCCAAACUGAGUGUCAGUGGCUGAGAGCUCAGAAGUUAAGAGCGUGCCUUCCUGGCACACAGGGUGGGCACAUGUGCGCGGGGGGGGGGGGGGAACGUACCAGCCUCGCCGCCAACGCAACGCCAGCCCCAAUGAUCCCAGCCUUGCAGAGCGGCUCAGGGAGGGUGGCAUGAGAAAGUCACAAUAGCCAAGCACCUCUUGAUCCCAGGCUCACCUUCGCUUUGCAAAGCCGGGGUCAAAGGGCACGUCGCUGUUGUGCCCUUCUCAUGCCGCCCUGCCGGUGUGGGCUGGAGGGGCAGCGUGAGGAGGACGCAGCAGGGCGUGCAAGCGCCCUUUGGCGCAUGCCCGUUGUGUCCUCCUGACGCCCUGCCAACCCUCUGCUGUGUUGUGAGGCUGGGAUUUGGGAUCAGACCUGCAGAGCAGCGCACGGGGCUGGCAGGGGCGGUGUGAGGAGCAAACUGCGCCCUCGAAAAAACCGCACCCAGGGCAACAGCCCCCCCUUGCUACACCUCUGCCCAUGAGACCUUGUUUACACACAGUCAGUUAUCCAGUGAUGGCAAGCGAGUUUGAAAAAGGGGGCGUCAAUCCCUGGUAAACUCAGAGGGCUCUUGACUCUCCUGUCGCUCAUCCUGGCGAAACAGUAACAAACGGGUAGUUAACGUGGCAUUGUCCAUUGGACUCCAACUCCCAUCAGCCCCAGCCAGCCUGGCCCAGUGAUGAGGGGCGAUGGGAAUUACAGCAACAGUGAUAGCUGGAAGGCACCCAUUGGCUGCCUUGCAAACGGCUGUCACCCUUUGGUGGGCGGAGCUCUCCGUUCAGCGAAGGGUUACUGUAACCUCAGCAAAAGGGUGUUGCCACAGUGUCCUGUGAUUCUUUGUUUGUGCAAAAUGGGUUGCUUGGUUUUUUUAAACCACAGAAUACUCCUAAAAUGAUAAGCACGCCCUCAUACUGUUGGGCAGCUCGCACAUGAAACGCCCUUUCCCAGAGGUGGCGCUAUCAUCCUCACAUCCUUAUGCAGUUGUAGCCUGGGGGACAAAAGAGUCACUGGGACGCGGUGGCAUUUCAGUAUUCCACUCUGAGCACCAGAACGUCAAAAGUUCACGCAAUAUUGCAUGGUGACACACGCACAUGUGUGGGUUUCUCACUCAAAGUCCGUUUGCUCCAGCGGUUGGCCCUGGUAGCGUAGGGUCAAGUUGUUCAGGAAAACCCAAAACACAUUUUAAGAAUUAUUGAACUGCUAACCCCUAUAGGCCUCAUGGGCAACAUGGCUGCAAUCCCUGCACUUGAUAAGCUUAGAACCGGCUUUGGCCGUGAGUUUGAAGCAUACUGUAGACACGGUGAUUCAUAACACACCCACUAGUACGCAUAACAUCCACCCACCUUAAGACCCUUGAUGGGGUCUGGACCUGUAACCAUCCUUCCCACACACUUGAGAACUCAGUCAGAGGCCCUCUUGGGGAGUCCACACCCUAGGUACGUGAGCUGUGUGUCCCCAGGGAAGGGAGUCUCCUCUGUAGUGGCUUCAUGCCUUUGGAACUCCCUCCCACUAGAACUGUGGCAUGCCACAGGGUUUUCAGAACCUGCUUUGCAUUGGCCAGCCUUCCCCGAGUAAUGUUGCCCCUUUUGUCGGAUUGAAGCUGGAAUGUUGCAGAGGUUUUGAAUGUGCUUUAUCUUUUUUGUUUUGUUUUUGUAACACUGGUUAUAUAAAUAUAUCUAUAUAGUUGCAGUUAUUUUCUUUCUUCUAAGCCCACGGUAGACGUGCUUGACAUAGGAUAAUUUUUAAAUAAAUAAAGAGGGAGAGGGAAGGGUAUAUAUCUUAGCAGGGAGAGGGGCUCUGGGACAAAGCAAAUGAGCAGGACCACACACACACACACACACACACACACACACACACUGAAUAGCAUCCCAGGCUACGGGUUGAAUGAUUUGAGUGCUCUCCUCCCAUAGAAUGCCCCCUACGUGUACAACAUUUACAUGUCAGGAAUAUAGGAAGCCAUCUUAAACAGUAUGUCCAUUGGUCCAUCUAGCUCAGUACUGGCUGCACUGACUAGCAGCAGCUCCUCCAGGGUUCAGGCAGGGUCUUCCCCGAUACCAAGGAAUGAACUGAACCUGGGAUUUUAUGAAUAGAAAGCAAGAUGUCCUACGACUCAGCUAUAGCCCUUCCCAAAAGUAGCUGGACCCAACUCCACAAGGCCACAGGAAGCUGCCUUUUGCUAAGUUGUCGGACAAUUGGUCCAUCUCACUCAGAAAUGUCUACUCUGACCGGCAGGUUUCAGACAGGCAUUCCCUUCCCCCACAUACACACACCAUUCCUAGAGAACCUAGGACUGAACCUUCUACAUAAAGAGUGGAUGGUCCACGGCUGAGUUACAGCUAGUGUUUCCCCACUCUUCCCCGCAGUCUGAAAAGGGCCAGCCCAGCCACAGAUGCCUAACUUCACCUAACUUUUAAUUCUUGAGUGUGCGUGAGCAGAAAGCAAACGGAUGGAUGCAAAUGAAUGGAUGUGUGUAUUUAUCGUUCUAGCUAUAGCCCAUACUCCAGCAAUACCCAAAAGAUUUUAUUGCUUGCAUUUAUAUGGUAUAUGGCAUUGUGUGUGUGUGUGUUGUUUUGUUUUAAAUAACAACUAAUGCAACCAGGGUAGUAGACACAUAAAUUAGAAUAAAGCAGAGAAAGGCUUCUAAUAAAAACCUUCUGUAUGCCUCAACACCGCCAGGGAAAGAAAUUAUAUAAAUUCCAGGCAGUUCCCCUCCCACUUUAAACAUGAUCAAUAUAUUUCCUAAAUGUAGCUGCUGCCUUUGCAUAAGUAGCUAAACACUAAGGUUAUUUAUUCCAUGAUAGUUCAAGCUCAGAAAAUAGUCCAGGAAUAUUAUUUAAACUUUUGGGGGGAAACAGGAGCUCUAGAGUGAUGCGGGGUAAAAGCCGUUCUUUUCUUAGCAAGGAAUAAAAAGUAGAGAAGUUCACCCACAAGGAAUAUUUUUGAAUUAAAGAUGAAUCCGCAUGGUGUUGAUCAGGGUGGUGAUCUGCGCGCGCACCCCCCCCCCCCGCCCCAUAAUAAAUUGGGCAAAUUAUGCACAUUUGCAGUGAAGUAAUUCUGCAUCCACAAUAAAGAACAGCAAAUCUUUGGAUUUCAGAAGCAAAGGCCAGAUUGGGCUACUGCAAGAAAGACAGAGCCACAACUAAUUUAUUGUAGGGUGCAGUAAUAAGAGCUAAAAACAUGGGCAGCAAAGAAAUUAAGGAAGCUGCAUUUUGUAGGGUGCAGAAUUAGAACUGGGGACUAGGCAUCUUAGUCCUGAUUAUCAGGGUUGUGUGUCCUACUCAGACAUUCUCUCCCCCC
This is a messenger RNA of Zootoca vivipara (common lizard), 5837 nucleotides long. It is a transcript of the gene CALCOCO1, whose product is annotated as calcium binding and coiled-coil domain 1. Gene Ontology annotation, molecular function: transcription coactivator activity. The record is from RefSeq and is a predicted model, not a curated record. Gene Ontology annotation, biological process: positive regulation of transcription by RNA polymerase II. NCBI's taxonomy places the organism in Eukaryota, Metazoa, Chordata, Lepidosauria, Squamata, Lacertidae.